AUGGAUAGCUCUUUAGAAAAUGAACCCGAAGUGGAAAAUGAUCAACAAUUAAUGCCUACUACGCCUCUUAUGAAGGUUAUUCCAGCUAAACGAAUUUUAAUUGAAGAAAAUGGUGUUAAACGUCAGUGCAAAUGGUUUUGUCAAGAAAAAACAAGCACAACUAAUAUUGCUAGCCAUUUAAGAGCCAAACAUCGAAUUAUUGAAGGAAAAGAAAUUGAAAUAAUAAGCUCUAAAAUACAUAAAAAUAAUUCACCAGAACAAAAUAAAAUUGAAAGAAUUACAUAUAGUUUAAUAGACUGUGAUAAUUUAAAAAAAUUAUUACUUAAUUCAGAAGAGUGGGCUUCAUUAGAAGAAUUAAUUUUAUUACCUCAACCUUAUGUAGAUGCUACUAAUAUCACAUCAGGCAGUUCAUACUCCACACUUUCAUUAUGGUAUCCUACUUUAUAUUGUUUAAGAGAAUAUCUAAAAAAUACUGUUUAUACUAUUACAAGCCCCCAAAUCAUAAUAGUAUGUAAUGAAAUUUUAGCUUCAUUACACAAAGGUUGGGAUAUUCCAGACAAAUUAGGGUGCAUAGCAAGUUUUUAG
Racocetra fulgida is the source of this 585-nucleotide messenger RNA. NCBI's taxonomy places the organism in Eukaryota, Fungi, Glomeromycota, Glomeromycetes, Diversisporales, Gigasporaceae. The record is from the annotation of a GenBank genome assembly.